This is a messenger RNA of Pelobates cultripes (western spadefoot toad), 304 nucleotides long. The record is from the annotation of a GenBank genome assembly. NCBI's taxonomy places the organism in Eukaryota, Metazoa, Chordata, Amphibia, Anura, Pelobatidae.
ACACCGCAGCAAACCCAGCCCGCAUGACGACUUCCCAACGGUGCGCAUGAUGGCGGACCUCUCCGCGGCCACCCUCAGGAGGCGCAGGGAAUACCAGAACGUUACCACGGAGCUGAGAAGCCGGGGGAUUAGGUACCGAUGGGGCUUCCCCACCAAGAUAAUUGUUACACGAAAUGGAGACACUACCAUCAUAACUAGCCCAGAAGAGGGCAUGAAGAAGCUGGAAAACUGGGGCCCAAAAAACCCUGGGCCUGGGACAACUCGCCGUCCCCCUAAGCAGGGGCGCAAACCACAAGAGGACUAA